Molecule: messenger RNA, 8999 nt
Organism: Coregonus sp. 'balchen'
Lineage: Eukaryota; Metazoa; Chordata; Actinopteri; Salmoniformes; Salmonidae
Source: the annotation of a GenBank genome assembly
CCCACCCCCGAGGCGCAGCACUUCGAAAGGGCGCUCCAUCACGUAAUUCAGUACUGUACUGUACACGUCUUCCAGAAUAAUACAAAAGAGAUGCGCGUAUUUGGGGAACAUACUAAAGAGUUGCGCAUGCAGCCAUACUGAAGGCUGUAACGAAUAAUUAAUCGCUGAAUGCAAUUGGUUCGCUUAUGAAAAUACUGUCAUGCAAAAUCACGGGUCAUUUCGGGUAUUUUGAAGAAUCAGUUGGAUUAAAGGUGAGUUUAUAAUAUUUCACCAUCGGCAAUUUGCUUAUGCUGUUAUCCUAAAUAUGCUUGUGUAGAAUGCCAAUAGGUCGUGAUAACCGCUUUGAAUUGAGAAUUUGGCUACUUGUGUCCUAUCCCGUUUUUUUAAUGUUUUCAUGCAAGCCUACAUUGCUGCAUGUGCAUCGUGUUUUUAUUUUAUUUUAAUUUUUUGCCACAGUCAUUGCCUUUGGUAAACGUUUGCUUUUUAUAUUUCGCCUAUUCCUUCAAAUAGGUUACGUGUGUCCAAGGCUAUAGCCCAUAAUUGUAGAUGUAUAAUCCCCCUCCCCUUUCACUCCUUCCAUAUGUCUCCACUCUUCCCUGUGGCUUUGUCCCUGUAACCUUAUGUUACCUAUUUUAAUUUUUUGUCCCAUUAUUCUGUGCUAAAUAGCCUGCAAUCAUAUGCCCCAUUGUGCUCAGAUAGUGGUUAUGUACACAUCAAGAAAUACUAGCAGGUCUGUGCACACCUGCACAAAACCCUUUUGCCAAUAAUAUUAUUAGCAUUCUUUAAAAUAAAACGUGACCCAUCUGCCUUUUUAUACCUUUUUGUAUUGAAUAAUAAAUUGAUGCCUACAUUUUUUUAUUAUACAUUUUUACAUUUGUUUAUUUUUUUGGGAUAAUUCUCCCCUGAGCCGCAAAGGUCCAGAUCGUUGUUUAAAAUAGCUGUUUGGCCUCAUAGCCUUUCCUGUUAAAUGUACUAUUACAUAAGCGGAGCAUUGAAAAGAACUGGUCAGAAUUUCUGGUCAGACCCCAAGUCCCCGGGGAUACUAAAGGAGGUUAUGAUUAUACUGUGCGCUCAUAUGCCAGUGAGUAUGGAUUCAAUAAGUAAAAUCCCAAAUUGCUCUGGACAGAGUGUAAACAAUAGUUGGUAAGCAGGUUUUGUUUGUCAUUGUUCAACCUUUUUGUCUACCCCCCAGGUGUAUAGAAGGUAAGCAGAAGCCCACAAGCAAAGUCCUUUGUUAUCAACAUGGCUCUGAACACAAACAUGAACCCAGCCACCGCCAUUUGGCCAUGCGAGGAACAGCCGUCACUAUUGGACCAAGAUGCAUCGUUGUCAAGCCAAGCUCCCAUCAUCGCUGUGACUGUCAAGUCCCCACCAGAGAUGGAGGAACAAGAGAUCCAUAGCACCACCACCAGCUUUGGGCCCUGCCUGAGCCAAACCAAGGCAGGGGAACUGGUCAUUGUGAUCAACGAGAAAAUGGAGAACAGUAAGCCUGAGAACAUUUUUAGGCAGUGGCGCAGUCCCACUCCUUACAUAUUUUAUUGGUGCAUAGGAUAGUGGAGAGAAGACAGGGAAGUAAGGAGAGUUGCAAGUCAGAAGGGCACUGGGUCGGAUUCGACCCCAUGCCGAUUCUGGUAUUUUGUGCCAGGGUCUGCGGCACUAACCACUAGACCACACAGCCCAAGCUUUUUAAGCUCGGACUCAUUUAAGUUAAUGGUGUGCCUGCGGAAUCCAGGACAGUUGUGCUGCAUACGCUUGCUUGGACGGUUGGUUUGGGGAAUGUCAAAUCCAUUUAACUUACGAUUCUGGCCUACUAGUGCUCAGGGGACACUAGUUCAAUCGUUUACUGAUGCUUUUCAUCCCCGCCCCCCCCCCCCUCUCUAGGUAAUGGUAUCCUCCCAGCCCCUGCUGACACCACCUCCCCAGUCAUCUCCUCACCGCCCAGAAGGCAGCAGUCCAUUUCUUACUCCCAUCACCCCCACAACAGCAAGACCCGGAAGGGGAGUCGUGCCGGUUCCAUCGGCUACACCGCCUUCUCCCCGCGGCCCUCCAUCUCACGCCACUCCAGCAUUGCCACCAACCCGCCCAUCGACAGAGCCAAGCCCAAAGACUACCUAAUACUGGCCGUGCUGGCUUGCUUCUGCCCUGUCUGGCCAAUCAACAUUGUGGGGUUUGUCUACUCUGUUAUGGUAAGCCUCUUUCUUUUGACAGGUUAGAAAUGUAGAUUGGUAAGAAGGAUAUAGCACGGUAAGGGAGUGGCAGGACCGGGGAUUGAACUGCAGGAUUACCGCUAAACCACUGUUCCUCUUUCUGUCACAUUUUUGUGUCAAAGUAUCUACAAUGUUGUGCAAUGUUUGCUAAAUACUAUUUUUAGUAGAGCUUUGAAGACCGUUGCCUUUAUGCUUGUGGUUUCAUAUUCAUCAGAAACUACUUCUAUUCGUCUUAGACUGCAGUGUUGUUAUUGACGGUUAGCACCAGCUUUGUAGCCUGGUCCCAGAUCUGUUUGUGCUGUAUAGCCAACCUCUGGUCAUUGUCAUGCUAUUUCAUGACCAUAGGAGUUGGCAAGAGCACACAAACCGAUCUGGGACCAGGCUACCAGCUUUGUGUUUGGCUUCAGAAUACCUUGUGCUGUUAGUUUUAAAGGUCCAAUGCAUCUGUUUUAAUCUCUAUCAAACCAUUUCUGGGUAACAAUUAAGUACCUUUCUGGUCAAAAAGAAACAAAAAUAGCUUCUUAGCAAAGUGCAAUUUCUCAAGCAAGUUGUUUACUAGAGCUAUCUGGGAGUGGUCUGAGUGGGCAGGUGAAAGCUGAAAAAUAGCUGUUAUUGGCAGAGGUUUGGAAUCAUUUUUCUUAUUGGUCUAUUAACUAAUUUACAGCAUGGUCACCAUGGAAAGCCACAACUCCAUCCCACCAAAACAGGCUGAAAUGUCAGGUGGUCUUUUCAAACAGCUCUUACACUAAAAGGGCAUUAUCAUUCAUUUUCACAAUUUCACGAUAUUAUUCCAACCUCAUAGUGUGGAAAUAUACAGUAUUCAGACCCCUUCCCUUUUUCCACAUUUUGUUACGUUACAGCCUUAUUCUAAAAUUGAUUAAACAAUUUUUUUAUCCUCAUCAAUCUACACUCAAUACCCCAUAACGACAAAGCGAAAACUGGUUUUUAGAAUUUUUUGCAAACGUAAAAAAAGGGAUACCUUAUUACACAAGUAUUCAGACCCUUUGCUAUGAAACUCGAAAUUGAGCUCCGGUGCAUCCUGUUUCCAUUGAUCAUACUUGAGAUGUUUCUACAACUUGAUUGGGGUCUACCUGAGGUAAAUUCAAUUGAUUGAUCAUGUUUUGGAAAGGCACACACCUGUCUAUAUAAGGAACCCACAGUUGACAGUGCAUGUCAGAGCAAAACCCAAGCCAUGAGGUCGAAGGAAUUGUCCGUAGAGCUCCAAGACAGGAUCGUGUCGAGGCACAGAUCUGGGGAAGGUACCAAAAAAAUUCUGCAGCUUUGAAGGUCCCCAAGAACACAGUGGCCUCCAUUAUUCUUAAGUUUGGAACCACCAAGACUCUUCCUAGAGCUGGCCGCCCGGCCAAACUGAGCAAUCGGGGGAGAAGUGCCUUGGUAAGGGAGGUGACCAAGAACCCGAUGGUCUCUCUGACAGAGCUCCAGAGUUCCUCUGUGGAGAUGGGAGAACCUUCCAGAAGGACAACCAUCUCUGCAGCACUCUACCAAUCAGGUCUUUGUUAGUGUGGCCAGACGGAAGCCACUACUCAGGGAAAGGCAUAUGUCAGCCCGCUUGGAGUUUGCCAAAAGGCACCUAAAGGACUCUCAGACCAUGAGAAACAAGAUUCCCUGGUCUGAUGACACCAAGGUUGAACUCUUUGGCCUGAAUGCCAAGAGUCACGUCUGGAGGAAACUUGGCCCAUCCCUACGGUGAAGCAUGGUUGUGGCAGCAUCAUGCUGUGGGGCUGUUUUUCAGAAGCAGGGACUGGGAGACUAGUCCGGAUCGAAGGAACGAUGAGCGGAGCAGAGUACAGAGAUCCUUGAUGAAAACCUGCUCCAGAGCGCUCAGGACCUCAGAAUGGGGCAAAGGUUCGCCUUCCAACAGGACAAUGAACCUAAGCCCACAGCCAAGACAUCGCAGGAGUGGCUUCGGGACAAGUCUCUGAAUGUCCUUGAGUGGCCCAGCCAGAGGCCGGACUUGAACCGGAUCUAACAUCUCUGGAGAGACCUGAAAAUAGCUGUGCAGCAACGCUCCCCAUCCAAACUGACAGAGCUUGAGAGGAUCUGCAGAGAAGAAUGGGAGGAACUCCCCAAAUACAGGUGUGCCAAGCUUGUAGCGUCAUACCCAAGAAUAAUCGAGGCUGUAAUCACUGUCAAAGGUACUUCAACAAAGUACUGAGUAAAGGGUCUGAAUACUUAUGUAAAUGUGAUAUUUCAGUAAUUUGUUUUUUAUUUGCAUACAUUUUUAAAGACCUGUUUUUGCUUUGUCAUUAUGGGGCAUUGUGUGUAGAUUAAGGAAAAAAACAAUUUAAUCAAUUUCAGAAUAAAGGGUCUGAAUACUUUCCGAAUGCGCUGUAUAUACAACUGUAUGUGGACACCCCUUCAAAUUAGUGGAUUUGUCUAUUUCAGCCAUAACCGUUGCUGAAGGGUGUAAAAUCAAGCACACAGCCAUGCACACAAACAUUUGCAGUAGAAUGGCCUUACUGAAGAGCUCAGUGACUUUCAACGUGGCACCGUCAUAGCAUACCACCUUUCCAACAAGUCAGUUAAACUCCAUAUUAAUGCCCAUGAUAAUGGAAUGAGAUGUUCGACGGACAGGUGUCUACAUACUUUUGGUCAUGUAGUGUAUAUAAAACACAGGAAAAUCAUGUUUUUGACUGCACUGGCCCUUUAAGCAGUCCAUAACUAACCAACCUCUUCCUUCCUCCUCUCCUAGUCCAAGAACAGUCUGGAGCAGGGCAACCUGGAUGGAGCCCGCCGAUUGGGUCGUGUCGCCAGGAUGCUCUCUACAGUGUCACUGAUAGGAGGGACAGUCAUCAUCAUUGCCUGCAUCGUAAACCUGGCGAGUGAGUAUCACAGUUGGCCAACCUCUGUUGGCUUGUAUUCAUAAAGAGUCGGAGUAGGAGUGCUGAUCGAGAAUCCGUUUUGUCUUUGAUCUUUAAGACAACUGAUCCUAGAUCAGCACUCCUUCUCAAGACUAUGAAUACGGGCCCUGCUCUAUUCAUUUAAAGAAUCCUGCCAGAAAUCUCAAAGCCUUUACAAUAAAUCCCUUGGCUGGCACUGUUCGAUGACUUGAAAUGCAAUCCUCCUUCCUUCCUUGAGGUCUGAUUUGGAUUAGUGAAAGUGUAGCAAAAAGGGUUCUGUUAAUUACGCUUGUGUGAUGAGUAACCAUGCCUGAGACCUGAAGACUUGUGUUAGCUCCCAGAGCUAAUGCAUGGACUUAAGCUCAGGGGCCUAUGGGACUUAUGAGGGUUUGAUGUCCUUCACAGAAGCAAUAGGGCGAUCACUUUGAUUUCACUUAUCUAAUCAUCCAAUCACUUAAAUAUCAUUGGUCAUUUACAGCACAGGUGUCAAACUCAUUCCAUGAAUGGCCAAGUGUCUGCGGGUUUACACCCCUCCCUUGUACUUGAUUGAUAAAUUAAGAUCACUCAUUAGUUAGGAACUCCCCUCAUGUGGUCGUCUAGGUCUUCAUUGGAGACUAACUAAAAGGCAAUAACAAAAAUGAGCAGACACUGUCCUCCAUGGAAUGAGUUUGACAGCCCUGAUCUACAGGGAGGAAGGAAGGCUGCAUUUUAGAGUCAUCAAACAGGGCCCAGUUUGCCUAUAGUAAUGGAACUUAGGCUUACGAGUGUUUUAACGAUACAUCGUUCCGACAACUUCCGGAAAUGUAACAUGCUUCCCAAAACUUCACGCAGAAAGAACGUUCGCUAAGUGUGUCGUUGGAGCAUGUGUCGAUACUGAUAGGAUGGAAAGGCAGCGCUGCUCUCCGAUCAGCUUUCUCCAUUCAAAUCUUACCUUAACAUUAUAAUUAUUUCACAAUACUGAUGAUGGAUCAGCUCCGAGAGAUGUUAUCACCUACAUGGCUGCAAAUAUUGAGGUGGCUUAUUCUAAUGCACAAAAUCACAGAUUUGGCAGAUCAUGAAAUAUGUUGAGGCCAAGAUUACAGAAAGUGUAGCCUACAUUUAGUUAAAUAGAACUCAGUUGACUGAACAUGAAAUUGAUUUAAACAAAAAUGUUAAUAUAUACGCUUAUGUAGCCUAUACUGUUUAUUUUUUAAGGCAGUUAUCUCGGUUUUCAUUGGACACUUAUCUUUAUCCUUUGCUCGUAACAAUUGCAAAGACAUUGGCAACUUUGUAUUUGUAGUCAACUUCGUUCCGAAGUUAUCGGUGGUCAUGUUGACAGAGAGACAGAUAAACAGCUUGAUUCUAUGUUUAGCGGAGAUCUUCUGUGUAUAAAGUGACGCGAAAGAGCAAAAAUGCAUCUAACGACUCACUUAGCAGUCUGAGGCAGUCGGUAAAUAACAAGCGUUUUCAAGUGGGACGCCUAGCGGUUAAGAGUGUUGGGCCAGUAACUGAAAGGUCGCUGCUUGGAAUCACAAGCCGACUAGGUGAAAAAUCUGUAUGUGCCCUUGAGCAAGGCCCUUAAUCCUAAUUGCUCCUGUAAAUCGCUCUGGAUAAGAGCGUCUGCUAAAUAACAAAAAUGUAAGUGCAGCUUUGGUAACAAUAGUUUUGGUAAACAGCUCAGAGAUUUAAUGAUGCUCCUACGUAGGCUCUAACAAUAUACUUAGCCUUAAGAUGCUUUUGGGAGACUGGGCCCAGGACUUUUGUGUGUGUCCACUGGCUCACUCCAAACAUACUCACACAGCCGUAAACGGGGUCGCUCAGUCAAAUGAAAUUACCCAUGUGGGAUUGUUUAGUUCACUAAAGUUCAAUAAAAUGCUUAACAACAGUACUUUGGCUGUUUUCGAAUGUUUAAAAAGUUCCAUCCCAUCGGGUCUUAUUAAGCCAAAGAGAUGUCCUAAUGAACUCACUGAGAGCAGCGACUGGAACUAAAACUAGCAUAUUGUACACGCAACUGGAGUUAAAGGGCCGGUGGCCGUUUUUUAUACAUUAUGUAACUGUUCUCUGUAGCUCUGUUUGCUUCUACUUACAUAUUGAGCUGGCAGAAUGAAAAAUUGCUUGACUAACUGCUGAUGUGUUCCUUCUUUUUUUUAGUAAAUGUGAAAUCCUGAGUAUCGUCUUGCCGUGAAACAGGAUCUAACAGUUGGAUAUCCGGAAACAGGAUCUAUCUAGCUGAAGGUUCCUUUUUACCUUCUCUUACUGUGUAGUCAUUACCUGGACAUGCUAUGAAUAUUAUACACCUGAUAUUACGUACCUUUUAUAAUUGAUAUUAUCUAAUCCUUUGUUAAUGAAAAACCAAUAUGCAAGACGCUUCUGCUACAAACUGGUCUGGGCUUCUCCAAUGAUGAAUCAUGCAGUGGGGAAACAGACGAUCAGACUAAUUCCUUACUUUGUAUUCUGACCAACACUGAACACUGUCCUUCACAAGGCGCCAUUACCUCAACCACUGGCCAUGAUCAGAGAGACAGACCAAAACGAGAUGUAUUGAGAAAGGAUGACAACAACAACUGAAGAGAUUGUUUAAAGGAGAUGUGAUCAAUGUGAGAGAAACUGGGAGGAUUGCUUCACAGCUUGACUACCUACCACAUUGGAGGCCAACAAAAUGUCUGCUAAGUCCAUCUUUCAUUGCCCUGACGAAAAGACACAUCAGAAAUUCAGCUUGGCAUAAAAUCCCAUCGGUAUAUGAAGGUGCUUGAGGGAUUUGCCUUGCAUUGGAAACUCAAAGAAUAAAUUAAUUUCUGAGGAAGAAUUCCCCAUUCAUUUCUGAAUAGGCUUAUAUUCUGGUUUCAGUCAGUGUAUAUCCUUCCUGUCUUUCAGGCUACUGUUAGCCAUUUUGUAUUUAAGAGCGAGGGCAGGAGGGAAUGACGCUCACCAACACCCUUGACUGCUGAGAAGAUGGAAGGGAUAAAUAUUUCUUGGGCACGAAGCAAAGUCCAAGUAAAGGACACAAUUGUGCCCAAAAAAGAAAGAUGUGCCAUUGUGCUUAAAAGCUUUUGGUGACCGCAAUAUAUAUCUCCAUGUGUUUGGCUUAGGACCUGAAAAUAAGGUGAAAUGGAUGCGAAAUGGGUGGCAGGAGGAACACAAAAUAUGUAAUUCAGUUACUUUAUAUCCAUUUUCCACACUGAGGAUGGGCCUUUUAGACUGUUAAUGAAUGAGAGCAUUGCUGACAAGAGAAGUGGAAAAACCUCAAAACAAACCACCAUAACAGGUUAUUUACAACAUCAAUGAGUUGUUAAAGUUCUGUCAUUGUGAAUCAGUGAAACGCUAUUUCUUGUACCUUAUUGAUAAUGUUUGUAAAAAAGGAUCAUUUGCAAAAUCAGAUUUUAAACCACAAGUUUCAUAAUCUGAUGCUGAUUAUGCUUUUGAAGUACGGCGCUGUCGAUGACAGAUGGUCGUGGUGUGUGUCCAUGCAUAGCUAUUUGGUUACCAAAUGACAUAUUCACUGCACUGCUGUGGCUGGUCACAAUAAAAUGAAUUGCCAGUGUUCAGUUUGGUGAUACUGGCAAUACGGUAAGAACCCUGGGUAUCUAGUGUAUGGGGACCCAGAGAACAUAAUCUGUUAUCUUUCCGAUUUAAUCAAGUGGGUAUCUGAUCCCCAUGCUGGGUAUCUAGUGGUGGACAUUAAAGGGAAGGUUCACUUGACAUUUGCAUUGAUUUAUUCACUUAAUUGUGUUGCCGAUUGAUCCAGGAAUUGAUGUGCAGGGUUCAGAUUUGUUUAAAUAGCCACAGCUAACUUUAGCCACUGCUAACCAGAAAACAAUGGAAGCAAAAGGGGCAUUGUUGAUGGUAAAAAUGGUGUGGCCAAAUCAACUGAAAUGAAGUCAGUAGCUAGGUUUCCAACCAUUUGGUGACAGAUUUUUCACGGACUUUCUGCGGAUAAAAAUCAGUGUGUGAU